AUGGUAAAAUGUGCAAUCAGCAGUAAUGUAAAUCAUGUGCACAUUAUUCCAGGUAUUUGUUUGACGCAGCUAAUGCAAAUACAUGAAACUGUUUUACUGCACCAAGUUUGCGGCGAGAUCUUAAAGCCCGCCGUCAUCAGCAACUGUACUGGUCAUAUGAAUUUGAUGGAUCUAUCUGUAUCUCAUAUCUACUUCAUCUUUUUCUCCAAGAUGAUACUUCCAUCGUCUUUACCAAAGCGUAAAAAAGCUGAAAAAGAUUUAUUUCAAAACUCAAACACCGUAGAACCAGAUGAAUUUAUAUGCAAGUUAGUGAAAUCAUGUGGUAACUAUAUGUUUUCUUCCUUGACGGAGCAAGGUGAAGAAGUUUUCAUAUCGAUUCCAGAACGUUACCGAAAUGCAUUCUAUUUUACGCAAGGUGACUUUGUUAUUUGUUCCCCGUUGAAUAACAAGAAAGUCAAAGGUGAAAUUCGUGCUGUAUUACAAAAGGAUGAUAUCAAGUCGUUGAUGAAUUCUGGGCGAUGGCCAGAAAGCUUUUCCGUGAACAUUUCAAGUGAGGCCUCGAAAAAGAAUGAGAAUUACAUCUCAGAAGAUAUGCUUCCUUCAUGCUCCGAUACUUCAGAUUCUGAGGAUGAAUUUACCAAUAAUGAUAAAAAUACUGGCUAA
Molecule: messenger RNA, 663 nt
Organism: Trichobilharzia szidati
Lineage: Eukaryota; Metazoa; Platyhelminthes; Trematoda; Strigeidida; Schistosomatidae
Source: the annotation of a GenBank genome assembly